CCCGUUUCCAAGCCUAUUGAACGCGGCACUUCUCCGUCCGGCCGGUUGUCUGGCAACUCUGACAACUGCUCCCGCAAAGACAUCCACAGUCCCCUCGCGUCUGGGUGCUCUGUACCAUGGAGCUGUUCAGUGAGUGGCUGUGGAAGCAGGAAUACUGGCUUCCUCCUGGCAUCACCUGGGAGGACAUGGCGCAGAUACAGGGCUCUGCCUGCCCGCUCCCCAGAGACCUGCUUGUUACGCUGCCUCUGGCGGUGGGCUUCAUCGCGCUGCGCCACGCGUUUGAGAGGGUUGCUGCUGUUCCCCUGAGCAGACUUUUAGGAGUGAGAGACAAGCUUCGCUUACGAGUCCCACCUGCACCAAGCCUGGAGGCCUUUUACAUCAGACACAGUAGACAACCUACACUAAGUGAGGUCUGCAACCUGGCAAAGCACAGUGGCCUAACCCAGAAACAAGUGCAGAUCUGGUUCCGUCACCGUAGAAACCAGGACAGGCCCAGCAACACCAAGAAGUUUUGUGAAGCGAGCUGGAGGUUUGUCUUCUACUUAGUUUCAUUCACUGCUGGACUCGCGUCUCUUAUUGAUACUCCAUGGUUUUGGGAUCAGAAAGAGUGCUGGAGGGGAUACCCACAACAGGCAGUGGAGAAAGUGCACUACUGGUAUUACCUGACUGAGCUGGGCUUCUACUGGUCUUUGCUACUGUGUGUCUCUGUGGACGUCAAAAGAAAAGAUUUCAAAGAGCAGAUCAUCCACCACUUUGCUACCAUUGUGCUGCUCGGGUUCUCGUACUGUGCCAACUACGUCCGCGUUGGCACCCUGGUCAUGCUUGUCCAUGACUCGUCUGACUUCCUGCUGGAGUCUGCAAAAAUGUUCAACUAUGCCGGCUGGAAGAAGACAUGUGAUGUGCUCUUUAUAGUGUUUGCUGUAGUGUUCCUGGUUACACGCUUGGUGAUCUUCCCCAGCAAGAUCAUCUCCACCACUCUGAUCUUGUCCAUGGAGGUGUUUGAGCCCUUUGUGGGGUAUUACUUCUUCAACGCUUUGUUGCUGGUGCUCCAAGCUUUGCACGUGUUCUGGGCAUGGCUCAUCCUCCGUAUGGCCUACAAGUUCCUCUUCCUGGGCAAGCUGGAAAAGGAUGAGCGCAGCGAUGAUGAUGAAAGUGAGGAGGAUGAGGAUGAAGGAGGAGAAGAAGAGGAGCAGACCCCCUGGAGGAAGAGGAGGAUCGUCCUAGAUUCCAAACUAGCCAUGAUGACUUCAAGUUGUGUUCUAAACAACUUGGCCAAUCAGAGAGCUAAUGUGUGCAGCACAACACCCAAAGCUAGAUAGCACUUAUCGAGAGAGAGAGAGAGAGAGAGAGAGAGAGAGAGAGAGAGAGAGAGAGAGAGAGAGAGAGAGAGAGAGAGAGAGA
Molecule: messenger RNA, 1401 nt
Organism: Electrophorus electricus (electric eel)
Lineage: Eukaryota; Metazoa; Chordata; Actinopteri; Gymnotiformes; Gymnotidae
Gene: cers4b
Product: ceramide synthase 4b
Biological process (GO): ceramide biosynthetic process; regulation of DNA-templated transcription
Cellular component (GO): membrane
Molecular function (GO): sphingosine N-acyltransferase activity; DNA binding; DNA-binding transcription factor activity, RNA polymerase II-specific
Source: RefSeq, a predicted model, not a curated record